Molecule: messenger RNA, 2515 nt
Organism: Etheostoma spectabile (orangethroat darter)
Lineage: Eukaryota; Metazoa; Chordata; Actinopteri; Perciformes; Percidae
Product: far upstream element-binding protein 3
Exons: 18
Coding region: 134-1768 (544 amino acids)
Molecular function (GO): RNA binding
Source: RefSeq, a predicted model, not a curated record
UACUUCCUCUUGGUCUCUGAAAACGCCUGCAGAGUGAGAUCUCUCGCUCUCUAACCGCUCUCUGACUGCAGCUUCAGCACAGUUAGCAGCCCGAGCUAAUCCGGCUAACAGCUAACAGCUAGCUAGUGGCGCUAUGAUGGCGGAGCUGGUACAGGGACAGGCCUCGAUGAACCAGCCGGGGCUGAAAUCAGAUGGCCUGGCCGAUGUUUUACAGAGGGCCCGGCAGAUGGUGGGUAAGAUGGGCGGAGAAGCCAUGUCACACCUCAACAGUUCCUCAGGAAGUGUCGAGCCCUCGCUGUACUACCCCGGCCAGAAACGACCAGGAGAAGACGGAGUAGGUAAUCAGCUAGCAGCCAUGGGGCAUCAAAGCCGGGUAAUCACAGAGGAUUACAAGGUCCCCGACAGGAUGGUUGGCUUCAUUAUUGGAAGAGGAGGUGAACAGAUCACCAGGAUCCAGUUGGAGUCCGGCUGCAAGAUCCAGAUUGCUGCUGACAGUGGCGGUCUGAUGGAGCGGCCAUGUUCCCUGACUGGAACUCCAGAGAGCAUUGAGCAGGCGAAGCGUCUGCUGGUCCAGAUCGUGGAUCGCUGUAGAAACGGUCCAGGUUUCCAUGGCGACGGUGAAGGCGGAGCCUCUGUGCAGGAGAUGCUGAUCCCGGCCAGUAAGGUGGGACUGGUGAUUGGCCGAGGAGGAGAUACCAUCAAACAGCUGCAGGAGCGAGCAGGGGUGAAGAUGAUGAUGAUCCAGGACGGUCCGAUGCCAACAGGAGCUGACAAACCCCUCCGCAUCUCUGGAGACCCGUACAAAGUGCAGGCAGCGAGGGAGUUGGUGUUGGAGGUGAUCAGAGAGAAAGACGGAGAUUUCAGGUCGGGGCGCAAUGACUUCAGCGCCCGUCUGGGAGGAACCAGCCUGGAUUCUGUUUCUCUGCAGGUGCCAGUUCCCAGGUUUGCUGUUGGCAUCGUGAUUGGCAGGAACGGAGAAAUGAUCAAGAAGAUCCAGAAUGAUGCAGGAGUCCGAAUCCAGUUUAAAGCAGAUGAUGGCAUCAGUCCGGAGCGUGUUGCCAUGGUGAUGGGUCAGCCAGACCGCUGUCAGCAUGCUGUCCACCUCAUCAAUGAGCUCAUUCAGACCGCACAGGAGCGUGAUGGUUUUGGCUCAGCCCUGCGGGGUGGGAGGGUAAGAGGUCGUGGUGAUUGGACUAUGGGCUCUCCUGGUCCACUACAGGAAGUGACCUACACCAUCCCUGCUGACAAGUGUGGCCUGGUCAUCGGUAAAGGUGGAGAAACCAUCAAGAGUAUUAACCAGCAGUCUGGAGCCCACGUGGAGCUGCAGAGGAACCCUCCUCCCUCCACGGACCCCAACACCCGGGUCUUCACCAUCAGAGGCACCGCCCAGCAGAUGGACCUGGCCCGCCAGCUCAUAGACGACAAGAUUGGGGGUUCAGGUAUCAUGAGUAAUGGAGGUUUUGGCUUUAGUCCCUUCACCCAGGGCCCUGCUACACACCAGAGCUGUGGCAGCGGUCAGACCUUCCUGACUGGCGUUUGGGGAAACACCUACCAGACCAGCUGGCAGAACCCUGGACAACAAGACCCUGGUCAGCAGAGCCAGCCUCAGAGCUUGAUGACAGACUACAGUAAGGCCUGGGAGGACUACUACAAGAAACAGAGUCAGUCCUCUCAGCAGAGUUCGGUGCCAGACUACACUGCAGCGUUAGCAGAAUACUACAGGCAGCAGCCCUACCUGUGGAACGCCGCCCAGAUACAGGAUCACUAGAGGCUCAUUCAUCACCGAUGAAGGCCUCGGAUGGUCGUCGACGGCAACCAAAUCGGGGUUUCCUAGCAACGCUCUGCCGCUUCCUCCUUCCUUUUGUAGAGAAAAAUAAGGAUUAACUGAAAAAUCACGAACUCUUUUCUUUCUGUUUUUUAACCUUACAAAGUUGAUAUUUUGUCGGGCAGAUUUUUUUGGACUAGCCUCUGGUCUCCACAGUGUAGACCUGAUUUUUCUUUUUGUUUUAUUUUUUAUCAAACUUGAACUUAAAGAUGUAUCAGUGUGGCUUUGAACAAAAAAAUCCAGUAUAAUCUAUAUUUUGUCUAGUUUUAUUUUCCAAUAAGAAAACGGUAUAAGGCUUAGCAGUCUUGAGCAAGAAUCAGAUAUUAUUAUUAUUAUUAUUUUGUUUAUGAUAAUGUUUUAAAGCAUGCGCCAGAUUGUGUGUGUUGACUCUCAGUUAUUUUCUUCUUUUUUUUAUUUUGGCAUAGAAAUAUUUUAAUAGCGUCAGAUGGAAAUUUAAUGUUUUACCGUCAGAGACAAAACUGUUUUUUGUACUAAAUUUGUGCUCGCUGGGUCUGUUUGUUCUCGAUCUAAUUUUACCUGUUUAGUCGCCAUCUUGGAGGUGCAAUGACGCGUUUAUUGUUUUCUUUUGGUGUGAUGAUAGUUCUUAUUCCUGUAUCUCUAUAGUGACUCUUUAGUUUUUAUGAUGUAAUGAUGAAUAAAUGACGAUUUAUAUUGCGUUGUCUAAAGCCA